Molecule: messenger RNA, 813 nt
Organism: Brassica napus (rape)
Lineage: Eukaryota; Viridiplantae; Streptophyta; Magnoliopsida; Brassicales; Brassicaceae
Exons: 2
Coding region: 1-480 (159 amino acids)
Source: RefSeq, a predicted model, not a curated record
AUGUGGUUCACCGGCGGAGGAGGAGGAGGAGGACUAAGGGAGCUUUGUAGAGCCUCCGCGGCUGUUUUAGAGAACAAGAUGAGCUAUAACUCUCUGUUGGUGCGAUACAUGUCGAGAGAACGAGCUGUAAACGUCCGAAAGAUAAACCCAAAGGUUUCGAUCCAAAAAGCUCACAUCAUCUCCACUUCUCUCUACGAUGUCUUCAAGAAACAUGGUCCUCUCUCCGUUCCCAACACUUGGCUCCGCGCUCAGGAAGCUGGGGUUAGUGAAAUAAACAGCAAAACUCAUAUGAAGCUGUUGCUGAAAUGGAUGAGAGGGAGAAAGAUGCUCAAGUUAAUCUGUAAUCAAGUUGGUUCCUCUAAGAAGUUUUUUCACACGAUUUUACCUGAAGAUCGUCAACAAGAGACACCACCUCCUGCUGCUGCUGCUGCUGCGCCAACUGAGAACAAGAAACAAACCUUCAAGGGAAGAAGCAAAUAAGGAUAUGAACAAGAAACAAACCUUCGUGCUCUCGUCUAUUUUGCAAGAAUAUAGGCACAUACAUUAAAGUUUAUUUUUCAUUUCCUAUCGGUUAUCGGUUGAUCCGGUUGGUCUCAGAAAGAACGCAUAUAAUGCUAUAGAGUAGAGCAGGGCUUGGGCCCUGUGCUGAUUAAAAAAAUUUCUAAGCUAAUCAAAUAUGUAAAGCAAGAUUUUAACUAUUAGUGUAUUAUGCAUGUGAUUUAAUAAUUUAGGAUCCUUAUUCCUUAAGAAAAUUGGACAAAAAAUAGUGGAUCCAGUGCAAAUGCACUGUCAGCAUUGGAUCAGAGCCGGUAC